AUGCCCAAGCACGAGAGCAAGAAGCCGCGUGUGGAUCCGAGUGUCGCCGCCCCUGCCACGAGGAAGACCGACAAUGACGCACCAUUGCCCUCGGCAGGGCAGGAUAAGGCAAAGGCCAGCAUCCCAUACACUGCUGCUAUGGACAUUCUGCUCCUAGGCGAGGCCGACUUUAGCUUUAGCGCGAGUCUCGCUCGCAGACUGGGAUCCGGCGCGCGCCUCGUGUGCACCGCCUUCGAUCCCGAGCCGCAACAUCCAGCAGCGGGCACAACGUCAGAGGACGAUGAUGAUAGUAGUGCUGCUGCAAUCGCAGUCGAGGCCGCUGAUCACUCUGACCGAGAGCGAGAGCGAGAGGGCAAUGCGGACAAGCGCACGCUCGCCAACUGCGCUGCGCUCAAAGCGAUGGGCGCGACCGUGCUCCACGGGAUUGACGCGACACGGCUGCAGCAUGCCAUCCUGCCUGGCGAUAUCGAGCGUCCGGUGGAGGACUCUGACACUGAAACAGCGGUGGUCGAUGCGCGCGCGUUCGACUUUUACGAGGGCGAUGCACCUCCCGCCGGCCGCGUCCAGCAGCAGGAGGCCGACAACAACAACGACGACGACGACGAGCCAGACAGCGUGUCGCGUAGUGCAAAUGGUCGUGGCUCGGGACACACGCGUCGCAAGCAGCGCGAUCCCGAGGAUAACUCGCACCGGGUCACGGUGCGGCAGUUUGACCGUGUUAUUUUCCUCUUCCCGCACACUGGCGUUGAAUUUUCGCAAGAGUCUGGGUAUACCGAGAGCAUUCAGUCCAAUCAAGAUCUUUUGUACAACUUUUUCCGUGCCGCGGCAUGCCGGUUGCGUCGGCCGAACGGCCAAAUUCACGUCGUGCUGAAGAUCACAGAGCCGUACUUUUCGUGGGACAUUGCAACACAGGCAAAGAAAUCGGGAAAGUUGCGCCUCAAAACCUGCAUUCCUUUUGACGAGCAGUGCUACCCCGGCUAUCGGCACCAGAAAACCAAUCUGGUGCGCACCGUUGUCUCGGAUCCCAGACUGCUGGAGCUCGUCGAGUCCGACCCAGCGCGUGGUUUGAAGCGAACGCACGAACAGCGCAAGGACGACGCAUCAGAUGACGACGACGAAUCGGACGACGACGACGACGACGACAACAACAACGAAACACCUGCGCACCAGGACGGUCGAAUCGCCGUCGAGCAGCGUGCCACUGAGGUCCGCACCGAUUUGGUGAGCGUCAUCUACAUUUUUUGCAUCAACGAUGGCAAAAAUCCGCCCCUGCCGCCAUUGCUGGUUCAUGUUCUGCGGGGCGCAAACAGCAUUCCAGCGAGUGCGUUCAAGGGCGAGCGCGAGUUUGCCGACCACCGCAAGCAACAGGCACACGUGGAGCGCAAGCAGACCGAGCGACAGCUCCAGGCAGCCGGGCUGAUGAAACGCGCGGCUCCUCAAGGUCGCAAGAACAAGCGGCGAUAGUUUUUGUUGGCUUUGAGUGUGUUGGUGAUGCGAAAGGAAUCGUGACAUUUUGUUGACUACUGUAUUAAUUUUUAGGAGGAUAAAAUACGUUGACGGCA
Molecule: messenger RNA, 1562 nt
Organism: Capsaspora owczarzaki ATCC 30864
Lineage: Eukaryota; Filasterea; Ministeriida; Capsasporidae
Exons: 2
Coding region: 1-1464 (487 amino acids)
Biological process (GO): rRNA base methylation
Cellular component (GO): cytoplasm
Molecular function (GO): rRNA (uridine-N3-)-methyltransferase activity
Source: RefSeq, a predicted model, not a curated record